This is a messenger RNA of Diversispora eburnea, 543 nucleotides long. NCBI's taxonomy places the organism in Eukaryota, Fungi, Glomeromycota, Glomeromycetes, Diversisporales, Diversisporaceae. The record is from the annotation of a GenBank genome assembly.
ACUUGUCUAGAAUUGCCAAUUGAUCCUCAACCCCAGGGGAGCGAUUCUGAAAUAUCAUCCAUUCCACCAUCUACCAAAGAACACUCUAUUGAUUCCGUAUCUUUAGAGAAGAAUUCUGGCAAUAAUCCUGAAAAGAUAGAAAACAUAUCCGAUAACACAUCUAGUCACGAAGUUACUGCCUCUAGCAAUUCUGACGUGAGCCUAUCUUUAAUUGAUAUAUUUUCACACAAUGCUUCUUCGAUGCCAGCUGAUUCUCUUUGCAAUAAGAUUUUGGAUACUGAGGCAGAGGAAGAACCAUGUGGUCCAGAAAAAUGGUCCCAACCAAAAUUACAUGACACGAAAACUGUGACAAAUUUGUCACGAUCAGACAAUGUAUCUUCUAUAAUAUCUGAAUUAGAGCGAGAUAAUGAAAUUGAUGAGGUUGAUACCAGUCAAAUCAUAGAACAAGGACUAAUGCAAGAAUUGUCUCAGAAUACUUCUGACGUUGAAAUUAAUGAAUCAUAUAUUCAAAACUUGGAUAACUCGACUGAAGGUUCAGCAUGA